This is a messenger RNA of Ixodes scapularis (black-legged tick), 606 nucleotides long. RefSeq names its product zinc finger protein 436-like. The record is from RefSeq and is a predicted model, not a curated record. NCBI's taxonomy places the organism in Eukaryota, Metazoa, Arthropoda, Arachnida, Ixodida, Ixodidae. Bases 1 to 606 code for a protein of 201 amino acids. The transcript is spliced from 2 exons.
AUGCACACAGCACAGUUACAAUUAACUGUCCGAGUGCCUUUAAGCAGUUUUGGCAUAAUGUGCUAUUACCUCCUGGACCGCGAGUUCGGCGUCUUCCGGUGUCCUCACUGCCCGAGAAGGUUCAGGCACCAGGGCCACCUUAUCCGGCACGUGAAGACUGCCCACGCCGAAGAAGCGGACCGCCCGUUUCCGUUCCUCUGCCAACACUGUGGCCUCAAUUUCGACCAGAGGGACGCCUUCCUGGACCACCUCUCCACCCAUGCCGGCAAUCCCGCCUACAAAUGCCGGCACUGCCCAGCGUCGUUCUUCAGCGACUUCCAGCUGAUGGUCCACAAGCAGAGGUUUCAUCCGGCCAAGUGUCCACCGUACACCCCGCCAACAUCAGAUUGUUCAUUAGCAGACUGGAAGACCGCGGCCGUCAAGGUUGAGCCAUACCGCUGCGAACGGUGCCCCGAAGCGUUUGAUCAGCCGUCACUGCUGAUGAGGCACCGGCUGAUGCGUCAUUCCAAUAUGGAGCUGUUUCAGUGCCACCUCUGCCCCAAGGACUUUAUCAGAAGGGGACACCUCGCGAGGCACCUACGUACCCACACGCAGGCGCCGCCGUAG